Molecule: messenger RNA, 4981 nt
Organism: Biomphalaria glabrata
Lineage: Eukaryota; Metazoa; Mollusca; Gastropoda; Planorbidae
Product: RING finger protein 215-like
Exons: 10
Coding region: 53-1309 (418 amino acids)
Biological process (GO): ubiquitin-dependent protein catabolic process
Molecular function (GO): ubiquitin protein ligase activity
Source: RefSeq, a predicted model, not a curated record
CAGUCAUGAAAAUGUAUUUGAUUUCUUUAUGACAACAUAAACAUAGAAUCUGAUGAUGGCUCUCCUUGCAGAUGGGUUAAUUCAUCUAAGUUAUUUAAGUUUAGAUUUACUUUUAAAUUUGCGCAAGUUCACUCCGAUCUGUCUUUUGUUUUACACCACUUAUGUUUGCAUACUCGUUCAUGUUGUUGAAGCGAAAGAAGUCAACAUCGAAGUAUUUCUGUAUGCCAAGUACAAUUCUAAGAAUAGCCACGACUCAGGCAAAGCAUCAGCGUUGUCAGCAUCGUCAUCAUUUUUCAAACCUAUUGUUUACGCCAGCAACAAUGAGUUCAACAUAAAUGAAGAAUAUCAACACUGCACUGUUGAUCUAAGCCAAAGAAAAAAUUCAGAAGCUAUAAUUUCAGUAAAAGGAAGAUAUUUGACAGCAGGAAGUACUCAUCUUGUUGAAACUGGACGGCUUCACUUGCUAUCAAGUGACAAUGAUGGCAGGAAUGAUGAAAAUGGAUUUGCUAGAUUACCUCAAGACUGGGUUGGCGUUAUUCAUUAUACAGCAGAAACUGACGGCAAUGCAGUUGAUGGAAAUAGCAAUGACUCACCGCUCAUUUUGGAAAGGGUUCGUAAAGCAUUGAUGUUCGGGGCGUCUGCUAUAAUCAUCUUAACACUAAAUCAAGAAAUAAUACAAGAGUUGGAUGUGACACAGGUAGUCUCUAGACCAGUAGUUCUGGUGGAUAAUCUUCGCAACAUAACAUGUUUGUUGACCCUUCUCUUAAGCCAGAUGAAGUUUGAGACGAAAAUUACUUCCAGUGGUAAAAAGGACUCACUUCCAAAAAUUCCUACCUUCACUGUUUGGUCAACAUGUUAUAAAGCACCAGGGGAACGUGGUGUCAUUUGUCUAGAGCAGAAGAAUCAGUCUAAUAAGGGAAAGGCUGACCCGAACCAGUUUUGGGAAUGUUUCUAUGCUGGUAUAGUUCUGCUGGCUCUGUUAGCUGGUGUGAAGACACGCUUGAGUGAAGCUGGUUGGUGGAUUGGAGAAAAUGAUGCUCAGACCAAUGGCACCCAGGAGUCGAGCAUGAGGAAGACGGCACUCUAUGCACUGUCUCUGAUGAAAACCAUGAGAUACAAAAAGAUGGGGGAGCUAGCCUUGUCUGACACGUGUGCCGUUUGUCUCGAGGAGUUUCUGCUCAAGCAGAAACUGAGAAUUCUGCCUUGCGCUCACUCCUACCACACCAAAUGUGUCGACCGCUGGCUGGUCAACAACAGGACCUGUCCACUUUGUAAAUUGAAUAUUAUAGAGCAACUGGAAUCCAGUUAAGUACGAAAAAUCCUAUGUAGCGUUGAAUACAACUCUCUCUCAACCAGGGCACCCAAACUUUUUUAUUUAUUUAUAUAUUUAAAAAAAAUAACUUUUAGUUUUGGGUUUAUGUAAAUGCAUAAUUCUUUAUAUUUUUAAGAUAUUUAUUUUACAUGGAAAGACAUGCUGAUGUUGAAUAAUGUAAAUAUGUUGAACCUGUAAUUAUUUGUUGCUGCCAAGUGGGUGCUGUAGUUACAUUUGUGAAUAAGAUUGUUUAAAUAGUCUUAAAAAGCUAUUUAGCGUGAUGAUGUUGUACAGAUGGGUUUGGAGUUCUAUUUUUACUACUGCCGUGAAGAAAGUUUGGUCAAUAUUUACUCUCAUUAUGUUUAAUAAAGCUUGGAUAUGAUGGUAGAUGUGAAGAGAAGAGGCCAUAAAAUAUACCCAUUUAAACCUAGUUUCAUUGUGAAAUAGUUUUUAAUAAGAUUAUGACACUAAUUUUGAGAUCUUUGGUAUGUAAUUUGUUUGCACUGUUGUCAAAGAAUACAAACAAACAAGUUUUUGUUUUGCCUACCAUCGUUUAGGACAGGGGUUAUCAACCUGUGGGUCGCGACCCCCUUGGGAGUCGAUUGACGAUUUGCUAAGGAUCGCCUAAGACCAUUGAAAAUAUGGAUUGUCAUUGUCCAUUCUUCUAUUGCUGGAUGUGUAUGUGUGUGGGGGGUCUCGACAGAGUGGGGGAUUGUAAAAAGGGUUGCCAAGCAUAAAAGGUUGAGAACCGCUGAUUUAGGACAUGCUUAACAUGUUUGGUCCAGUACUAUUUAGAUAACUAAUGUCUCAAGCCUGCAUUUUUUUUUGCCUACCAUCAUAGGUAGAUAAGAUAAUACCAUUCAAUGAAUAUACUAUUACAGGAGAGUCCUGAAAACUCUUGUCUAAUAGAACCAUUAGCACAUGAAACUAAAUGUUAAUAGAGUAAACAGAUAACAUGAUAAGACAGAACUCAGAAAAAUAUAUGAAGGCUUAAAGCUGUCGAUACUGAAAAUUAACCACACAAACUGGUUAGCAUUUGGUUGCCAGAGUUAUCUGAACUGCAGUUUUCUGUAGUACGCUAUUGUUGUUUUUUUUUUUACUUUUCCAUGGUGCCAGAUUUCUCUACAAUUUAAUAAAACUUAAAUACUUUAUUUGCUUUGCUGUCAUAGUAAUUUCUGUAAAGGCCAAUUUUUUUCUGAUGUAGAUAUUGUAGAAACUGAAUCUGUUUUUUUGUGAUUUAAGCAAUUAAUGAACAGUAUUUCAAUUCCUAUCAAAAAGCCAAUCUCUUGCAUGCUGUAUAUAUAUAUAUACCGUAUAUAGAGAAAAUGUAUUGUCUAAUGGGUGAUAAAAUGACGGAUGACUAAAACGCUUUCACUGCUUGUGAUAUCUAUUUGAAUUCUUGUUGUGUGUCAGUAAAACUGCACUCUAUAUUAUGCAUUCAUCAUGGCGUUUUAUGCUGAUUGCAUUCUCAAGUGAUAGGUUGCAAGUUCAAAUCUAGAUGAAUGCUUAAAAUUUAGGUUCUUUCUGACCUCAAGUCUACUCAGCUCUGAGUUACCUUAUUUUGUUGGGGAAAGUGUGCUAUAAAAUAAUUAGUGGGUUGUACUUCUUAACUCUUUCUAUCUGUAAUUAUUUUGCCUAUUCUGAUGGAACUAUUAAUUUUUCUCAUUUGUGUUUCACUACUACCCUGUUGUGAUUAAACUUCAAUAACUUUUUUUGAAUGUAAUCAGGAAAUGUUAUAUUAGGUAUAUAAUUACAGAAGAAUGCAUGCUCUUUUUAUAUAACACAAAUUUAAGUUUGUAAAGCCAAAAAUUAAUUUAGUUUAAUGGGUUCAAAUCAACGUUGGUAUCAUCAGUUAGGAGUUAAAGAGUUAAAACUGUGAUACCAAGUGAUUACACUAUCCCCACUUGAACACUUCACUUGACUGUACUAAGCUAUAUGUUUAUUUUACAUUCAAUGAUAAAUUAUUUAAAUAUAAAAUCUUGACAAUAGCAGAGUUAAAAUUUAAAAAAGAGAAUUAGUUUUCGGGGUUAAAACCAUAUUCAAAACAUCAUAUGUUUUAUUAGAUAUUGAAUUGUGUGAUAGAAAUAUGCUAUGAAAAACAUUUUUUGGGAGGGGGGGGGGGGACAGAACAUUGCUUGAUUUCAUAAUUUAUAUCUUCAAAAGAUCAAUGUAGAACCACUAUCAUUUUAAUUGUCCCAACCAUUUGUCUCUUGUGAAUAACCUUUAAGUAGAUUUAGUCUCAAACUAACCCACUGCUGUUUGCCCAUUAAUAAUUCUUUCCCUUGAAAUCCGUAACAAAAACUAGGGCUGAAAGUUCUGAGAUUACAGUUGACUCUUGAAAAUCCAACACCCUCAGUAAUUUGAUCUGACAUGGUGUCCAUCUAAAUUUAUGUAAAUGUAUGCAUUUUUGACUAUAUUAAAAUUUAAUUGUAAUUUAGUUAAGUAUGUGAAAGCAGAAAUCAAAUGUUAUGUAUUUUUGAGAUCAAAUAUUUUUUCCCUUUUUUGUGUAUUGUUUAAGAGAAUAUCCCAUUACAUCAUAAUAGAAUCUUGACAUAUACAGUUAAAUUCAACAUAUAAAAAAAAGUAAACUUCCACUUUCAGACCUUGUUGUCUUCUAUAGGGCAGAUGAUGUAAAGGUCAUCUGUUUCUGUGGCCCACGGUUAACGAGGGUGCCAUAUAUGUGGUCAGUACAACGACCAACCACCUUUACUUUUCCCAACAAACGUCAGGUACCCAUUAGAGCUAGGUGGACUCAGAGGCGCCCAAAUUAAAAAUCCUAGUCUUCACCAGCAUUCAAACUUGGUACCCCCGGUUCGGAAGCCAAGCGCUUUACCACUCAGCCACCGCACCUCCCAAAUAUAACCUUCGGUAAUCCAAUGUUUUUCACUAUCUGACCCCCACCCCACCCCCCGCUCCUGUAAUGUCCAGACCAGCAAGAGUCAACUGUCGUCUUUUCUGUGUAUUACUCAUACUGGAGAUUAACAAAUAGUGCUUGAAACUAGUAUCAUUUUCCAAACUUCAAACUUUUGAAAUAUUGGCUGUGAAUCAAUUUUUGUUAACAUAUUUUAAAAAAUGAUUUUGACCCUGUAUUUAAGUAAUGAUUCAGAUCAGAGCAUUCAUUUCAAUUUGAAUGAUGCUAUUAUAAUUUUGAAAGACUAUUGGAAUGUGUAGAUAAGGACUGAACAAAUGUGAAUGCACUCUAUAGAUAACAUAUUGCCAUGUUAAAUUAUUGUGUCAUAAACUUUUCAUCUACCACACAGUUUGGCACAUCAAUUUGUUUAUAUAUAUGUUUGAAUUGUUUAUUUUUAUCCAAUCAGAGAAUCAAUAUAAUUGAUGAACAAAUUAAAAAGUGAGCUAUAUUUAAUGAAACAAUAAUUUUGAUUAUUGUGUUGAAUGUCAUGUCAGUAUAACUUUAAGAUAAUGCAAUGCAAGUGUACAUGUCUUUAAAGUUCACACUCAUUGUGAGGGAUGUGUCUUGACAGUAAUGUGCUUGUCUGAAUAGACUACUCAAUAAUACAUUAUUAUUAUUAUAGAUUUUAUAUAGCGCUACUUUCAUGCUUAUAGCAUGCUCAGAGCGCUUUGGUCCAAUCUCAUUUGUGGACCGGUGGGGGAAAGGGGGUAUCUAGGAGUUGGUUUUCCGUGCUUAUCUUAUCUUAUAUAAUACAGACG